AAAGAUGAGGGCUGCCUGCAGCAGUGGCUGGAGGCUUUUGUGGCUUCCUUUGAGAAGCUUGUUGAUGUGCAGUCACUGGAGCCUCGCAGGCUGGAGAACUAUAUUACGGAGGUUCCCCUCGUACCCAGGGACAUACUGGUGUUCUUCAGUGACCAGCUAUCACACAGUGCCAUUCACCUCUCUGGGGGCGACAGUAACAACAGCACCCUGCUCCUCUCUGGGGGCGACAGUAACAACAGCACCCUGCUCCUCUCUGGGGGCGACAGUAACAACAGCACCCUGCACCUCUCUGGGGGCGACAGUAACAACAGCACCCUGCUCCUCUCUGGGGGCGACAGUAACAACAGCACCCUGCUCCUCUCUGGGGGCGACAGUAACAACAGCACCCUGCACCUCUCUGGGGGCGACAGUAACAACAGCACCCUGCUCCUCUCUGGGGGCGACAGUAACAACAGCACCCUGCUCCUCUCUGGGGGCGACAGUAACAACAGCACCCUGCACCUCUCUGGGGGCGACAGUAACAACAGCACCCUGCUCCUCUCUGGGGGCGACAGUAACAACAGCACCCUGCUCCUCUCUGGGGGCGACAGUAACAACAGCACCCUGCACCUCUCUGGGGGCGACAGUAACAACAGCACCCUGCUCCUCUCUGGGGGCGACAGUAACAACAGCACCCUGCACCUCUCUGGGGGUGACAGUAACAACAGCACCCUGCACCUCUCUGGGGGCGACAGUAACAACAGCACCCUGCUCCUCUCUGGGGGCGACAGUAACAACAGCACCCUGCACCUCUCUGGGGGCGACAGUAACAACAGCACCCUGCUCCUCUCUGGGGGCGACAGUAACAACAGCACCCUGCUCCUCUCUGGGGGCGACAGUAACAACAGCACCCUGCACCUCUCUGGGGGCGACAGUAACAACAGCACCCUGCACCUCUCUGGGGGCGACAGUAACAACAGCACCCUGCACCCCCUGCUGCUUAUUAAGUUCUUCAUUAUCGUCUGCAGGAAUAUGGAAAACAUUGACCCAGAGAAGACCCCAGGCUUUGUCUUCGAGACCAUUACACUGUUAAACUUCUGCUUGACUCAGCUGAAGAAGCAGCCUGCGGAUCAGUCGUCCCUCCAGACAGUGAUUCAGUAUGGCCUAAUGCUGUUGGAAAGUCUCUUUGACCCUUACAAUACAUGGAGGAGACGCCUGACAGGGGAGGAGGUGAGCAUGGUGGAGAGGAGCAAGUAUAAGUUCUCCCCUCUCCCCUUACCAGAGGAGCUGCCUGCUCUAUUCCAUG
Messenger RNA from Oncorhynchus nerka (sockeye salmon), 1285 nucleotides. Its product is annotated as dentin sialophosphoprotein-like. The transcript is spliced from 5 exons. The annotation marks the transcript as partial. Lineage: Eukaryota; Metazoa; Chordata; Actinopteri; Salmoniformes; Salmonidae. The record is from RefSeq and is a predicted model, not a curated record.